Malassezia restricta is the source of this 1557-nucleotide messenger RNA. Its product is annotated as protein MPE1. Gene Ontology annotation, molecular function: zinc ion binding; nucleic acid binding; ubiquitin protein ligase activity. The record is from RefSeq and is a predicted model, not a curated record. Bases 1 to 1557 code for a protein of 518 amino acids. Lineage: Eukaryota; Fungi; Basidiomycota; Malasseziomycetes; Malasseziales; Malasseziaceae. Gene Ontology annotation, biological process: protein ubiquitination; mRNA processing; ubiquitin-dependent protein catabolic process. Gene Ontology annotation, cellular component: nucleus. The transcript has a single exon.
AUGGCAACGUCCGCGGUAUACUACAAGUUCCGCUCGCAGCGUGAGCCGCAGAGGCUCACGUUCGACGGAACGGGCAUCAGUGUAUGGGAACUGAAGCGCGAGAUCCUGUUGCAAAACAAAAUGGGCAAGGGCACUGACUUUGAUCUGUGCGUGUACAAUGCCGAUACCGACGAAGAGUACAAAGACGACAAUUUUUCGAUUCCGCGCGCGACGCAUGUCACUGUGCGUCGACUUCCCGCAUCCAAGCCAGGGCGCGGCACGGCGCAGCUGUAUGUGACAGACACAAUGGCACCCACAGCUGCCGCUGGGCUAGAUGUGCCCGCGCCGCCACCGACGACGGCCGCUCCAAGCAUGCCGUACCGUGGCCCCAUGUCCAAGCGCUUCGAUGGACGCGAUGCCCCCGCUACGUCCGAGCCGUCCGCCCCCAUCCAGUCUGCUGUGAUAGACCAUCAGCAGGAUGAGGCGUCCAAAAUUGCUGCCAUGUUCCAGGCCUCCACCGAGCAGUGGGAAGAAACCCAGGAGCGUAUGGCCCAUGCGACGUACCGUGAGCGUAGUGGUGCACCGCGCCGCGGUCCACCGACGGGACGGUAUGCGCCGCCCGCCGUCGAGCGACCCCCGCCCCCACCUGGCUUUAUCUGCUACCGCUGCGGCCAAAAAGGCCAUUGGAUCCAAGACUGCCCCACGAACGACAACCCCGAGUACGACAACCGGCGUUUUAAGCGCACGACGGGUAUCCCAAAAAGCAUGCUCAGAACUGUCGAGCAGUCCACGGCCGAAAACAUGACAGGUGUCAUGGUCACGCCCGAUGGUUCCUACGUCAUUGCUACGCCUGACUCAGGGUCCUGGCAGCGGACGCGUGCGAGAGCACGACCGCUGUCGAAAACAGACGUGUAUCAGUCGAUGCCGUCUGAUCCGACACUAGCCUGCCCGCUGUGCACGAAGCUGAUGCGCGAUGCCGUGAAGACAUCAUGCUGUCAAACGUCCUUUUGUGAAGAGUGCGUCCAGACGCACCUCUUUGAGCACGACUUUGUGUGUCCCGAGUGUGAGAAGCGCAUUCCCGAUAUCGAAAUGCUCAAAAUCGACGACGUGCUUCGCAAGAAGAUUCGCGAGUACGUGGAAAAGGCCAUUGCUCGCAGCGAAGAGGCCUUUGAGCAGGGCACGGGUGUGGACGAGGAAGCGGCUCAGCAGGCGGCAGUGUCCGAGUUUGCUGCGACGGGGCAGCAAGACAAGGGGUCAUCUGACGAGCCUCCCGCUGCCGAGGCGGCGACGGCGGCAGCGCCGCCUCCGCCGCCACCGGAGAACACGGCGGCAGCACCCGCGCCGAGCGGACCCACCUUCCAGCCCCAGUUGGUGCAGCAGCUCGUCAUGAUGCUGCAGAAUCCCCAGCUGCCGAUGCCGAUGCGCAUGCAACUGCAGAUGCAGCUGCAAUUUCAGCAGAUGCUCUUUUUCCAGUCUUUUGCAGGUAUGCCGCCGCCUCCAGCACCCGAUACCACGAAGCGACGGCAUGCGGACGAAGACGCUACCGACCGCCAUGACAAACAAACCCGACUAAUGUAG